AUGAGGGACAAUAUAAAAAGAUAGAAAAUAUAUCUUUCCAACCUUAAAUUAAAAGAGAAAAAAAAAAUAAAUAAAAGAUGCUAUCGGUUGAAUACACUCUGUUUUCCACAACGAGACACAAAAUUUAAAGAGAGAAUAUAUAUAUUUGAAGAUUAGAAUUUAUUAUCUUUUGAACCAUUAGUUAAAAGACAGAAAGGGAUGCAAUCGGUUGAAUAAAUGGUGAAUGAUGAUACACCCUGCGGUGACAUUAAAUUAACCCUAUAAGUCCAACUCUCUCAUCUCUGCUAUUGCAUAUAGAUCUUAGAUUAAAGUAGGAAUCCAAAAUGGAUUAUUUCUAUUCAGUCACAGCAACAUCAACUGUUGCCAUCAUUGCUUUUCCACUACUGUUUCUUUUCUCUUUCCUAUGGAUCUCAAGAAGAAACACAAACUCGAAGAAAACAGCACCAGAAGCUGGUGGAGCAUGGCCUAUUAUUGGUCAUCUUCUCCUCUUAGGAGGGCCACAACCACCUCACAUAAGUUUGGCUAACAUGGCUGACAAAUAUGGAAGAAUGUUCACUAUCAAGUUGGGUGUGCAUAGAGCUUUGGUGGUGAGCGAUUGGGAGAUUGCUAAAGAAUGUCUCACCAUAAAUGAUAAAGCGUUUGCCUCUCGUCCAAAACUUGCAAGCUCGGAACUUUUGUGUUACAACAGAGCCAUAUUUGGCUUUGCACCAUAUGGACCUUAUUGGCGUCAAAUACGCAAGAUUGUCACUAUUGAGCUCCUCUCAAAUCACCGACUCCAAUUGCUUAAACAUGUAAGGGAAUCCGAGGUGAAGACAUCUCUGCAACAGUUGUACCAGCUGUGGACCAAGAAGAGAAGUGCUAACUCCGAUAAAGUAUUGGUGGAGAUGAAGGGAUGGUUCAAAGAAGUUACUCUGAACGUGAUUAUGAGGAUGAUUGUAGGGAAGCGAAUUCCAAAUUCCAGUGAAGGAGGUGAGAACAUGAAAUGGAAGAAAUCGAUGGAUGACUUCAUUGUACUAAGUGGAAAGUUCUUAAUAUCAGAUGCUUUGCCGUUUCUGAGAUGGUUGGACAUAGGUGGAGAUAUGAAGUGCAUGAAGAAGACAGCGAAAGAAUUGGACCAAGUUGUGGAGGGAUGGCUACGAGAGCACAAGCAGAAGAGAGCUGAAAAUAAGGCAAAUGGUGAGGAAGAUUUCAUGGGAGUGAUGCUGUCUAUUCUCAGUGAUGGGGAGGAGCACCAUGCUGAUACAAUCAACAAAGCCACUUGUCUCGGCCUUGUCUUAGCCGCGGAGGAUAGCACAGCCACCACAUUGACAUGGGCUCUAUCUCUGCUACUCAAUAAUCGUGACAAACUGAGUAAAGUCCAACAAGAACUAGAUGUCCACAUUGGUAAUGAUAGAUUACUUGUGACUGAAUCAGAUAUAAAAAACUUAGUGUACCUUCAAUCCAUCAUUAAGGAAACUCUACGCCUAUACCCUCCUGCUCCACUCUCCGUGAUCCAUGAAGCCAUUGAAGACUGCACAGUUAAUGGAUACCAUGUUUCAACUGGCACCUGGCUUAUUAUGAAUCUUCAUAAGAUUCAUCAUGAUCCACUUAUAUGGGCAAACCCUUUUGAAUUUCAACCUGAAAGAUUUAUGACUACCCAUAAAGACAUUGAUGUAAGGGGACAAAAUUUUGAAUUGGUUCCAUUUGGAAGUGGUAGAAGAAUGUGCCCUGGAGUUUCAUUUGCACUUCAAGUUUUGCAGCUUACGUUGGCUAAUGUGUUGCAUUGGUUUGACUUUGAGACUCCAUCAAACGAACCUAUUGAUAUGCGUGAAGCAUUUGGGAUAACGAUUUCUAAAGCAACUCCACUAGAAGUUCAUAUAACUCCUUGCCUACCUGCUUCUGUUUAUGAUUUCACUAACUAAUUGGUAUUUUAAUUUUAUUAUAAAAUUCAAUAAAUUUCUAAGGUGCUAUACUUACCAUAUGCAAGGUUUGGUAUUUUAACUUUCUAAGAUGUCAUUCUUGGCAUGUAAUUUUUUUAUUAUUCUAUAGAAUAAUUCUUUCGGGGUUUGCUUUGAUUAAUUUUAUUGUUGUAGGAUGAUUUAUUGUUUUCCCUUGGCCGAAUGAGAGAAGAAAGAGCUGUGUUUGAUGGGAGCAAA
Molecule: messenger RNA, 2135 nt
Organism: Gossypium arboreum
Lineage: Eukaryota; Viridiplantae; Streptophyta; Magnoliopsida; Malvales; Malvaceae
Product: cytochrome P450 CYP82D47-like
Exons: 2
Coding region: 324-1901 (525 amino acids)
Biological process (GO): defense response to other organism
Molecular function (GO): heme binding; iron ion binding; oxidoreductase activity, acting on paired donors, with incorporation or reduction of molecular oxygen
Source: RefSeq, a predicted model, not a curated record